GCAACUACUUCCCCAGCUCUCAAUCCUUGUUCACUCUUUGCUCUUUCCAUUGUGCUUUGAGGAGCUCACCGCUGGUACAGAUUGCAGCAUAUCAAUUACAGAUACAUUAUCGAUUCUGCACAGGGGCUUAAUUUCGCUCUUGAUUCUGCUGAUACACUUUUGUCCAUUGGACCAGUUCACCUCUGUGCGGCCUUCCUGACAGGGGGCACAGGACAUCGGGUGAAUCUACACCUCUCUUUCAACGCUCCGAAAUCUCCUACUACACGCUCGCUCUGCAAACACAUGCCAGAAUUUAGUUAAAGCCACGUCCAUUGAAAGACUUUUCGUGCCUUGGAAGCGUGCUUCCACUUCCACCAUCAUGCCCGUCCAACCGACUCUGUUUGGCCGGGCAAUCUCUGGACGCCGGCUGCCGCCGCGACGUUUCCUGGUAGUUUUCGCUCUGAUUGCGUCCCUUGCCAUCUAUUCACUUGUUCAACUACUGCCGUCAUCUUACGCCGUUCCCUCGGCUCCAUCGGUCGGGGAUCUUUCAGGCCAAAAGUCGAGCAGCCAUUUGCAUCGGCCAAAGUUUCCCAAGCUCAGCGUCCCGAGCAUCCACAAUCCCUUUCGACAGGCAGCGCAUGAGCCGCCAGUGCAAGCGAAUAGCACAAGUGGAGAAGCCAGCUGGUUUAGCGACUGGAAAUGGCUGAAUCCAUUCUCUUCUUCCAUUACACUGGACGAGAACCGCGCCGUGCUGCCGCCGCUGCGCCCUCGGCCCCCAAUCUACACGUUCUACGACCCGAACGCAAAUACAGACAGUGAAACAAGAGAUGCAGAAAGCAAGCUACUUCUCGCAUGGCGUCGGGCCUGGUGGGCACAGGGUUUCCGGCCGGCGGUUCUUGGGCGAGCAGAGAGUAUGAAGAAUCCCAUGUACGAGUCGCUCCAGCUGCUUCGGCUUGAACCAGAUAUCGAGGAGGAAAUGGCGCGUUGGCUGGCGUGGGGGCAUAUGGGCGCAGGUAUCCUCGCCAGCCACCUUGCGUUUCCCAUGGCGUCCUAUGACGAGGCUCUACUUUCCUACCUCCGCCGUGGCGACUACCCCAAGUUGACCCGAUACGAAGGUCUGGGAAGCGGUCUAUUCUGUGGUGACCAAAACGCAAUAAAUGCGGCGAUCAAACAAGCGCUCGCCAACCCAGAGCUGCGCAACUCCAAAUCCAUAGUCGAUUCCCUUCCCAAGGCCACAUUUGAUGUCGAUCCCAAUCACGACAGCAUUGCGCUUUAUGAUGCUGCCACGGUAGCCUCGAAAUACAAGCCCAUUGCCGAGAAAAUAACUGGCACUGACGCCGGUUCCGCAACUUCAUCCUCAUCCAAGGAUAAAGAAGCCGCUGCCGCCGACUCGUCCGCGGCUGCGUCACCAGCCGAAGGUCUGCAACAGCUCGUCCAGCUCAUCAAUUCUCACCUGCACCUAAUCUUCCAGAACAACUUUUACGAUGGGAUCCAAGUCCUCAAGCCCUGGCCGCUGCAUACCACAGCGCUCGUGGAACCUGCCUACGAGAUUGCCCAACGACUCGCAGAAUGUUCAUUUACACCAAUGCAAUCAUCCUGCCCGCCCAACCGACCGCGCUGCAAGCCCUGUCUGCCAACCCACCCCAUGCAAGUCACCACGCCCGAGUCCUUCUUCAACACAUCAACCAAGUACAUUAUCGGGACCGUGCCGCACCCUUACACUUUGCUCUCCCUUGCCUUCCAGCGCGAACAAAAGGAUAUCACGACACGCUUUGUCCGCCGCGACACGGACCGCGACGUGUGGCUCAUGAAAGUCACAAAGGAACUCACCAAGGCCGGCGGCACGGGCUCUUCGCGCGUGGUACACUUUAAAGACUCCGUCGCCAGUACCUGGGGCGCCGCGCAUUCGUACUGGUUAACUGGCGACACCAUGCCCAUGGAUUCAGACUCGGCAUCUUUGACCGCGGACGUCGAUUGGCAUUUUGGCUUUGUAUUGCCGCGUCCAGGCGAAUACGUCGACGCAGGCACCUCUGAGACUCCCGUGCCCGGCCCAGAGCGCCGACCGCAGCCCCCCAAGCCCAAAAUCCCCCCACCAUCGACCGAGGAGCUGGCUAAAGAAAAGGCCAUGCUCGCCGCCGCCAGACAAGUGCUCAAGAGCAAUGAUAAGAAACUCGAAGCCGUCAAGGCCAUGGUCGAAGCGUGGAACUUGGCCGAUGCAGAGGCCUGGCGGUUCGCCAGAGCUUUUGCCGCGCGGGCGAAUGUCGAACGGGCCAAAUGGGAAGAAGACGAAAAGAACUUUGCCGGUACAGAGAGCAGAGGUAUCGGCUGGGGAAGAUGGUUUGAUCGAAGGACGCAAUAAGUCUUAGGCGUCUUUUGUCUCCCCCUGUUGCCAUAUAUUUCUUUACUCUUUCCCACCUGUAAAGGUUUCUAAUUGCGAUCACACCAAAUUGGCCCAAUGUGUUUCAUUGGACAAAGACACAGGUGGGGCACCGGUUUCGCGUGCCAUUUUUGAAUUCGGUUUGCAUUUCUUUCUUCUUAUACUUCUUGGAUCGGAGUCGGAGUUAUCAUCAUCAUUAUUCAUUUAUCGAUUUACUAUAUUCUAUUAUUCUAUCAUUUCUAUUAUUACCAUUACUUCUGUUAUGAUUAUUAUUAUUAUUAUCAUCAUUAUCCCUAUGAUGGCUCUUCUCACCGUCUAUAUCAAAGCCAACUUUUUUUUUCCUUUU
Messenger RNA from Xylona heveae TC161, 2702 nucleotides. RefSeq lists its product as hypothetical. Bases 359 to 2338 code for a protein of 659 amino acids. The transcript has a single exon. Lineage: Eukaryota; Fungi; Ascomycota; Xylonomycetes; Xylonales; Xylonaceae. The record is from RefSeq and is a predicted model, not a curated record.